AAUGUGUCAAGUCGCGAAAGUCUGCGUACAACGCUGCAGUAUAACGUUCAUUAUAACAAACCCCGCUCUACAUCUCAGAUAUACACUGGGGUAAUACAUUCACUUCAAAUCGACGAUAGUCUAUACAGUCCGCGAUGAACGCGCUGUUCAACAACGCCUUACGGCAAUCGACAUCGAUACGAAAAGACCUGGACCAGUUUGCCGACUCAGCCUCGCCGUCACCACAUCUCCAAGCUCAACUAAACGCGUCCCUGGCCACAUUUGCGCGGACUAUCGACGAUUAUGGCAAGCUUGCAAAGCAAGAGCCUGUACAAACCAAAGCAGAAAAGGCACAUGAGAGGUUAAAGAACUUCCGAGCAGAACUCGAAGAGUACCGGACAAACUUCAAGCGCAUAAAAAGUGCAAACGAGGAUAUCCAAACCACAGAGGCACGUACAGAACUGCUAGGCCGUCGCCCACACAACACAGCCACUCCUGAAAACCCCUACGCACAGCCUAACCUCUCUGCCCAACAUUCGGCGUUCGCACCUUCCCAGCCAUACAAUCCCAACGCUCCCUACCGACCGAACCCCUAUUCAGCUGGCGCGCCAGCAGGCGGCGAUUACGACCGUGAGGGUCAUGUUCUAAGGGAAAACACUUUUUUCAAUAAAACUUCGGAGCAGUUGGAUGAGUUUUUAGACAGAGGACGGACGGUCCUCGGCGAUCUAGGGCAGCAGAGGGAGAUGCUCAAGGGAACACAGAGACGGCUAUACACAGUGGCGAAUACCUUGGGUAUUAGUGGCGAUACAAUACGCAUGGUUGAGAGGAGAGCGAAGCAAGACAAAUGGAUAUUCUGGGGUGGAGUCGUCGUCUUCUUCUUGUUCUGCUGGCUGGUCAUUCACUAUUUGAGGUGAUGGCAUAAGUACAGCGAUUAGUGCGUGGGCAUGACGUCCUCUCGGAUGUUCAGCGGCCAUGAUUUGCAUUAGCGAGGCGUAUGGAGCAUAGUGUAUACUCACUGGAGAGUGCGUGUGAUGUUUUACGCAACAAGAGGAUAUAGCAGUAAAUUUGUAAGGAACCUCAUGCUACCUCGGGGUCAACUAAUUGUUCCAGAUACGAAUCAGUAAAGCUGACACGACCCGAAAAUAGAACAAUGAUCAAGCAUAUGCACAGCUCGGCCAUAGCGUUGAGUCACUCAUCGAAAUCCGU
This is a messenger RNA of Alternaria rosae, 1185 nucleotides long. RefSeq names its product v-SNARE protein-like protein Bos1. Gene Ontology annotation, biological process: endoplasmic reticulum to Golgi vesicle-mediated transport; vesicle fusion. Gene Ontology annotation, molecular function: SNAP receptor activity; SNARE binding. Bases 135 to 893 code for a protein of 252 amino acids. The record is from RefSeq and is a predicted model, not a curated record. Gene Ontology annotation, cellular component: Golgi apparatus; SNARE complex; late endosome membrane. The transcript has 3 exons. NCBI's taxonomy places the organism in Eukaryota, Fungi, Ascomycota, Dothideomycetes, Pleosporales, Pleosporaceae.